Messenger RNA from Scheffersomyces stipitis CBS 6054, 530 nucleotides. RefSeq names its product cofilin (gene COF1). Gene Ontology annotation, biological process: cell motility; actin filament depolymerization; actin filament severing. The record is from RefSeq and is a predicted model, not a curated record. Gene Ontology annotation, molecular function: actin filament binding. Gene Ontology annotation, cellular component: actin cortical patch; cytoplasm; actin cytoskeleton. NCBI's taxonomy places the organism in Eukaryota, Fungi, Ascomycota, Pichiomycetes, Serinales, Debaryomycetaceae. The coding region runs from base 44 to 469 and encodes 141 amino acids. The transcript is spliced from 3 exons.
CUCUACAAUCAACUACGCUUAUUAACUAUAAAUAAAUUCCACAAUGUCCAGAUCAGGUGUUGCCGUUGCCGAUGAGUCAUUGACUGCCUUCAACGAUUUAAAGUUGGGCAAGAAGCACAAGUUCAUCAUCUACACCUUGAACGACAGCAAGACAGAAAUUGUCGUCGAAGAAACCUCCAGUGAAACCGACUACGAUGUAUUCUUGGAAAAGUUGCCAGAAAACGAAUGUAAAUACGCCAUCUACGACUUCGAGUACGAGAUUGGUGGAGGUGAAGGCAAGAGAUCUAAGAUUGUUUUCUUCACCUGGUCGCCAGACACCGCUCCAAUCAGAGCCAAGAUGGUGUACGCUUCUUCCAAGGAUGCCUUGAGAAGAGCCUUGAACGGUGUUGCUGCCGAUGUCCAGGGUACUGACUUCUCUGAGGUUGCCUACGAAUCGGUUUUGGACAGAGUCACCAGAACUUCCCACUAAGGAAGUGUUUUUUUAGUAGUAUUGUUCGAUAUUGAUUUCUUGAAUACACAUUGUACUAGAG